AUGUUGAUGGAUCAUCCCAGGGAGUAUUAUGAGGGAGGCCGAGGACUCCACGCUCCGGGCAGAGACACGGCUCUGGGAUUAGGGAUUGCCACUUCCGAGAGGAUGCUGGGAAUCUGCAGGGGGAGACGGAAAUUCCUGGCUGCCUCGUUGACUCUUCUCUGCAUCCCAGCCAUCACCUGGCUUUACCUGUUUGCCGGGAGCUUCGAAGAUGGGAAGCCCGUGUCGCUGUCUCCGCUGGAGUCCCAGCCGCACAGUCCCCGGUACUCGGCCCCUGGCCAGCGGGAGCGUGAGAGCCUGGAGGUGCGGGUGCGUGAGGUGGAGGAGGAGAACCGAGCCCUCCGCAGGCAGCUCAGCCUGGCCCAGGGCAGGGCCCCAGCCCAUCGCCGUGGCAACCACUCCAAGACCUAUUCCAUGGAAGAGGGCACUGGGGACAGCGAGAACCUUCGAGCCGGCAUCGUGGCGGGCAACAGCUCCGAGUGUGGGCAGCAGCCAGUCGUGGAGAAAUGUGAGACGAUCCAUGUUGCUAUCGUCUGCGCGGGAUACAAUGCCAGCCGGGAUGUUGUCACCUUGGUCAAGUCUGUCCUGUUUCACAGGAGGAACCCUCUGCACUUCCACCUCAUCGCCGACUCCAUCGCCGAGCAGAUCCUGGCCACGCUCUUCCAGACCUGGAUGGUGCCCGCCGUGCGCGUGGACUUCUACAACGCAGACGAGCUCAAGUCUGAGGUUUCCUGGAUCCCCAACAAGCAUUACUCGGGGAUUUACGGCCUGAUGAAGCUGGUUCUGACCAAGACUCUCCCCGCCAACCUGGAGAGGGUCAUCGUCCUUGACACAGACAUCACCUUCGCCACGGACAUCGCGGAGCUGUGGGCUGUGUUCCACAAGUUCAAAGGCCAGCAGGUCCUGGGGUUGGUGGAGAACCAGAGCGACUGGUACCUGGGGAACCUGUGGAAGAAUCACCGCCCUUGGCCGGCCCUUGGAAGAGGCUACAAUACAGGGGUGAUCCUGCUGCUUCUGGACAAGCUGCGGAAGAUGAAAUGGGAGCAGAUGUGGAGGCUGACCGCCGAGAGAGAGCUGAUGGGCAUGCUGUCCACGUCCUUAGCGGACCAGGACAUUUUCAACGCCGUCAUCAAACAGAACCCCUUCCUUGUGUACCAGCUCCCCUGCUUCUGGAACGUGCAGCUGUCGGACCACACCCGCUCCGAGCAGUGCUACCGGGACGUGUCUGAUCUGAAGGUCAUCCACUGGAACUCCCCCAAGAAGCUCCGGGUGAAGAACAAGCACGUGGAGUUCUUCCGCAACCUCUACCUGACCUUCCUGGAGUACGACGGCAACCUGCUGCGGCGGGAGCUGUUCGGCUGCCCCAGCGAAGCCGAUGUCAACAGUGAGAACCUCCAGAAGCAGCUCUCGGAGCUGGAUGAGGACGACCUGUGUUACGAGUUCCGGCGAGAGCGCUUCACCGUCCACCGGACCCACCUGUACUUCCUGCACUACGAGUAUGAGCCGGCCACAGACAACACGGACGUCACCCUGGUCGCACAGCUCUCCAUGGACAGGCUCCAGAUGCUGGAGGCCAUCUGCAAGCACUGGGAGGGGCCCAUCAGCCUGGCCCUCUACCUGUCGGACGCCGAGGCCCAGCAGUUCCUUCGCUACGCACAGGGCUCCGAGGUGCUCAUGAGCCGUCACAACGUGGCCUAUCACAUCGUGUACAAGGAGGGCCAGUUCUACCCCGUGAACCUGCUGCGCAAUGUAGCCAUGAAGCAUGUGGGCACGCCCUACAUGUUCCUGUCCGACAUCGACUUCCUGCCCAUGUACGGGCUCUAUGAGUACCUCAGGAAGUCUGUCAUCCAGCUGGACCUCGCCAACACCAAGAAAGCGAUGAUCGUCCCCGCGUUCGAGACGCUGCGCUACCGGCUCUCCUUCCCCAAGUCCAAGGCGGAGCUGCUGUCGAUGCUGGACAUGGGGACACUCUUCACCUUCAGGUACCACGUCUGGACAAAAGGCCACGCACCCACGAACUUCGCCAAGUGGCGGACCGCCACCACGCCUUACCGGGUCGAGUGGGAAGCCGAUUUCGAGCCAUACGUGGUGGUGAGGCGGGACUGCCCCGAGUACGACCGGAGGUUUGUGGGCUUCGGCUGGAACAAGGUGGCUCACAUCAUGGAACUGGACGCACAGGAAUAUGAAUUCACCGUGCUCCCCAACGCCUACAUGAUCCACAUGCCUCACGCCCCCAGUUUCGACAUCACCAAGUUCCGGUCCAACAAGCAAUACCGCGUCUGUCUCAAAACCCUGAAGGAGGAGUUCCAGCAGGACAUGUCCCGCCGCUAUGGCUUUGCCGCCCUCAAAUAUCUCACGGCCGAGAACAACAGCUAG
Molecule: messenger RNA, 2373 nt
Organism: Pipistrellus nathusii (Nathusius's pipistrelle)
Lineage: Eukaryota; Metazoa; Chordata; Mammalia; Chiroptera; Vespertilionidae
Source: the annotation of a GenBank genome assembly